ACACACACGCUCUCACACACACACUCUCACACACACUCGCGCUCCUUCCCCCCUUCCCUGAGGAACAUUUUGGUUCUUUGCUUCAAAUGUCUUUGCUUUAAUGGGAAUAAAACAUGUUUAUAUUCUGAGCAAUACUGCAAGUUUCCAACUCUGGGAGAAACCGACAGAACCGACAGAAUCAACAGAACCGACAGAACCGACAGAACCAACAGAACCGACAGAACCGACAGAAGCAACAGAACCAACAGAACCUACAGAACCGACAGAACCUCAUUUACAUGCAUUUUUUGCAGGAUAAUCAGAGACUGGCUGUAAACUGUAACUAAAGAGCUGCUGUGUGACGCCUCACAUCAACGUCACGAUCUUCAAGGAUCUGAAAAGUAAAUUAUUUUUAAAAAAACCCUCAAAAGUGUGCGAAGCUGCUGUCUACGUGGACCGGAGCUGAAGUCUCGCGCCUCACGGCCAAGAGGAGCUUGAGCUCAGCCAAAUCCAGAGAAAUGGCGACAAAUGGCUCUAAAACCGCUGCGUUGGAUGGACUUGUGGCGAUGGAGCUGAAUGAGGUCACAACCCAUGACAGGGUCAAACCAGAGGAGGUACAGGAGAAGCACAACGAUAAGAAGAAGAAGAAGAAUAUUCCUGAAAGGGAAAUGUGGGCGGGAAAGUUCGACUUCCUGCUGUCUUGCGUAGGAUACGCCAUCGGGCUGGGAAACGUGUGGAGGUUCCCAUACCUGUGUGGGAAAAAUGGUGGAGGCGCCUUCCUGAUUCCUUAUUUUCUGACCCUCAUAUUUGCUGGAAUGCCCUUGUUUCUCCUGGAGUGUGCUCUGGGUCAGUACACGUCCAUCGGUGGACUUGGUGUGUGGAAGCUGGCACCGAUGUUCAAAGGAGUUGGUCUGGCUGCCGCCGUGCUCUCCUUCUGGCUGAACAUUUACUACAUUGUGAUCAUUGCUUGGGCUUUGUACUACCUGUACAACUCCUUCACCACCGAGCUUCCAUGGAAAUCCUGUAACAAUCCAUGGAACACAGAGAGAUGCUUCACAAACUACAGCAUUGUAGACUCCACCAACCUGACCAGCGCCGUCAUGGAGUUCUGGGAACGCAACGUACACAACAUCACUGAGGGUUUGGAGAAACCGGGACAGAUCCGCAUGCCGCUAGCGAUAACACUGGCCAUCGCUUGGGUCCUCGUCUACUUCUGUAUCUGGAAAGGUGUUCGCUGGACUGGAAAGGUUGUGUAUUUCUCGGCCACGUAUCCCUACUUCAUGUUAUUUAUUCUGUUCAUCCGUGGAGUCACGCUUCCUGGAGCCAAAGAGGGAAUUCUGUUCUACAUCACGCCUGAUUUUGAGAAGCUUAAAGAGUCUGAGGUCUGGCUGGAUGCUGCGACUCAGAUCUUUUUCUCGUACGGUUUGGGGCUCGGAUCUCUGAUCGCGCUCGGCAGCUACAACACUUUCAACAACAACGUUUACAGAGACUCUGUCAUCGUGUGCCUUAUAAACUCAUCCACAAGUAUGUUUGCUGGAUUUGUCAUUUUCUCUAUCGUGGGUUUUAUGGCUCAUGUGACUAAGAGGUCGAUAGCUGAUGUAGCUGCUUCAGGUCCAGGCUUGGCGUUUUUAGCGUAUCCCGAAGCUGUGACACAGUUACCCAUCUCCCCACUGUGGGCCAUCCUCUUCUUCUCCAUGCUGCUCAUGCUGGGAAUCGACAGCCAGUUCUGUACAGUAGAAGGCUUCAUCACCGCUCUGGUGGACGAGUUCCCGGGGCUCCUGAGGAAAAGACGAGAGAUUUUCAUCGCAUGUGUGUGUGUCGUGUCCUAUAUAAUUGGCCUCUCCAACAUCACACAGGGCGGCCUUUACGUCUUCAAACUCUUUGAUUAUUACUCUGCCAGUGGCAUGUCUCUGCUCUUCCUGGUUUUCUUCGAGUGCAUCUCCAUCUCCUGGUGUUAUGGUGUGAAUAAAUUCUACAGUAACAUCGAGGAGAUGAUCGGAUAUAAACCCUGCAUAUGGUGGAAGAUCUGCUGGGUGUUUUUCACUCCUCUGGUUGUUGCAGGGGUGUUUCUCUUCAGCGCCUUUCAAAUGGUUCCUCUCAAAAUGAAUAACUAUGUGUUCCCAGCGUGGGGUCAGGGGGUCGGCUGGCUCAUGGCGCUCUCCUCCAUGAUCCUCAUUCCAGGAUACAUGGCUUACAAGUUCCUCUCCACCAGGGGAAGAUCUAAAGAGAAAGUGAAGAAUCAGGAGAACAGACCUGAGCAGCAGCUGCAGGGUGAAAACACCAUCACUGUGUACCCCAGCAACGCACACGGCCCCAACGCGGGGCAAUCACCAAGCGCAUAAACACCACCAACCCCCAGCAAUCACUGAGCAACAGCACACAGGACUUCCAUCUUUCUACCGUAAUAGAGUCAUCUACCUCCAGGGGCCAAUCACCAUCCACUACAACAA
Tachysurus vachellii is the source of this 2429-nucleotide messenger RNA. RefSeq names its product solute carrier family 6 member 1a (gene slc6a1a). The record is from RefSeq and is a predicted model, not a curated record. Gene Ontology annotation, biological process: neurotransmitter transport; sodium ion transmembrane transport. Gene Ontology annotation, molecular function: gamma-aminobutyric acid:sodium:chloride symporter activity. Lineage: Eukaryota; Metazoa; Chordata; Actinopteri; Siluriformes; Bagridae. Gene Ontology annotation, cellular component: axon; cell surface; plasma membrane. The coding region runs from base 498 to 2321 and encodes 607 amino acids. The transcript has 15 exons.